AUGCACUGGGAAAAGUGGGCUCCUGAACAGUUGUCAUUGAAACUGAGCCUAGUAGAUGAAAGAAACGAGGCCAACCAAAUCCAAAGCCGAAGUCCCCGUGACCUAUCGGACAGGGACGAUCGAACUGUUCGGCACUCGGAAAUGCCGCGCCAUCUCUCGAAGAUGCAGGAAAGUGGCAACCUAAACUGCGCUGAGCAGGGCUUCCGGUGA
Soboliphyme baturini is the source of this 210-nucleotide messenger RNA. The record is from the annotation of a GenBank genome assembly. NCBI's taxonomy places the organism in Eukaryota, Metazoa, Nematoda, Enoplea, Dioctophymatida, Soboliphymatidae.